Elaeis guineensis (African oil palm) is the source of this 1404-nucleotide messenger RNA. Its product is annotated as transcription factor WRKY45-1. The record is from RefSeq and is a predicted model, not a curated record. Lineage: Eukaryota; Viridiplantae; Streptophyta; Magnoliopsida; Arecales; Arecaceae. Gene Ontology annotation, biological process: regulation of DNA-templated transcription. Gene Ontology annotation, cellular component: nucleus. Gene Ontology annotation, molecular function: DNA-binding transcription factor activity; transcription cis-regulatory region binding.
UUCUUCGUACAUUUGCCCACGGUCCCCUCCACCCCCAUAUAAAAAAGCUCACACAUCUCUCCCCUUUUUCCACUCACACAAAAGCCUUGGAUCAAGAUAGGAAGAAGUAAGGGAAUGACAUCCCCUAGCCAGGGAAAUCCCUUGACCCAGGCGGCGAUCGGACAACUGAUCAAGGGGCAGGAGGCCGCCGCCCGGCUUGAGGUCCUUCUGCAAGAGACAACACUAGGGAAUUCGGCGAUCGAAGCCUUCAAGGAGGUAUGGGAUUCAUUCUCUAGAUCAAUCUCUUUGUUGGACUCCGGCAAGCCACUUGAGACAGGUCAGGAUCCGGCGAUCACCGGAGUUAGUAAGAAGAGAAAAACAAGUCCGGGGGAAGUCAAGAGAGGUGCUAGCCGGAGAAGGUCACAACCAACUUCUUUGAGGAUGGUCCUAUCCAAGACAUUGGAUGAUGGCUACACAUGGAGGAAAUAUGGACAGAAGGAGAUCCAAAGCUCCAAAUUUCCGAGGGCCUAUUUUAGAUGCACCCACAAGUUCGAUCAAGGUUGCAAUGCUAUCAGACAGGUGCAGCGAUCGGAGGUUGAUGAAUCUAUGUUUAUAAUCACUUACAUGGGGGAUCACACAUGUAGGGACCCAUCCAUGCUUCCUCAAAUCAUCUCACCUCCCAGUCUCAAGGGGUCUUGUCUAAUUAGCUUCGGAUCAAGUCCCACUGAUAAUAGACAAGAAGCCCCACUGCCCUCCUCCUCACCUUCUUAUGUGCCAGAACGUCAUGAAGACGUGCUAAGUAAUCUGUCCCCCGGUACCUCAUCAUCGGAGUAUGUCGCGCGAGCGGCAGCAUAUAAUGAAGGGUCCAAGCUGAUGACACCAUUAGGGUCUACAUCCGAUCAUGGCGAUGUAGACUCGGGCUUCCACUCUUCUACUAGCAGCCUAGACAUGGACUUUGUCACUGACUCAUUUGAGGAUAUAUUUAGCUUUGAUCAUGAUGGAUUCCUCUAAGACAAGGCCUGGUGGAGGGGAGGGUGUCUCUUUGCACCUUGGUGUAUCUGGGGUAUCUUAUCUUAGACAUUAAUGUAAGUUGGUGUACAGAAACCUUCUCUGCUGUAAAGUAAUUAGUGCAAGGACUUGAUGACAUCGCCAGUUAUGGACCACUGGAUGAGAGGAUGAGAGAUAGAGAUAGAAACUAGGAGUCCUGCUCCUGAAGAAAUUUGGAUGCUCCUUGUGCUAACAGAGUUAGAUCAGCUCAUUGGCCCUCCUCUUCUUGAAGAAAUCACAAAUUUAAACCUAGAUGUUGGCAUCCUAAUUAUAUUUGAAGAUGAUGUUGUAGUAUCUUAGAAGUGUGACAUAUAUAUAUAUAUAUAUAUAUGCUAUUAUUGUAGAAGAGGUUGAAUUUGUUUGAAGAUUGUUCGAGCA